Messenger RNA from Diutina rugosa, 1647 nucleotides. It is a transcript of the gene SEP7, whose product is annotated as septin. The transcript has a single exon. The record is from RefSeq and is a predicted model, not a curated record. Gene Ontology annotation, cellular component: septin complex; microtubule cytoskeleton; septin ring. Gene Ontology annotation, biological process: actomyosin contractile ring assembly; cytoskeleton-dependent cytokinesis; cellular bud neck septin ring organization. Gene Ontology annotation, molecular function: GTP binding; molecular adaptor activity; GTPase activity. Bases 1 to 1647 code for a protein of 548 amino acids. Lineage: Eukaryota; Fungi; Ascomycota; Pichiomycetes; Serinales; Debaryomycetaceae.
AUGGCUGAUUACUUGAACGAAUCGCCUUCAAUGGUGGCGCUGAGUCCAUUGAUAAACUACAGAAAGGACGCAAAGAAGGGAACCAAGCUUACAUUCAUGAUUGUGGGGGAACUGGGAACCGGGAAAACAACCUUUGUGAAUUGUUUGUUGAACAAAAAGGCCUUGAGCCACAAAUACGAAGGUGUGUCAUUUUCAGAUACCAAGACUUUGCUGUUCACUCUGUCUAAAUUCGUGGCAUUACCCAAUACUCUGACACUCACGCGUCAUGAAUUCAACCCCCAAACUGCUGGGGAAGAGCCUGGGAUUGCACUCACCGAAACAAACGUUGAAAUUUUAGAUGAUGAUGGCCAGAAAUUGCUACUCAACAUUAUUGACACGCCCGGCUUUGGAGAAAAUUUGAAUAACGAGAUUUGUUUUAUUGAAAUUGAAAACUAUUUGAAGCAGCAGUUCGAUUUGGUUCUCGCGGAAGAGACAAGAAUAAAGCGGAACCCACGUUUUGUUGACACCCGCGUCCAUGUCUUACUUUAUUUUAUCACUCCAACUGGACAUGGUUUGCGUGAAAUUGACAUCACGUGUAUGAAGAGAUUGUCGAGAUACGUGAACGUCAUUCCUAUAAUUGCUAAGGCCGAUUCAUUUACAGAAAGUGAACUUCGUGAGUUCAAGAAGCAGAUCCGUAUAGACAUUGACAAGUUCAAUGUUCCUAUUUUCAAGUUUGAUCUGUACAUUGAUGAUUAUGACGUAAACGAUGAUAAAGACUUGAUUGCGGAAUGCCAAUAUCUAGCAAACACGGUCCCUUUUGCAAUCAUCUCUUCGGAAGAUGAAUAUGAGAUUCGGAACCCUCACACAAAUGAUGUUAAGACUGUUCGCGCAAGGCAAUAUCCUUGGGGUUUAGUAGACAUUGACAAUCCCAAGUUUCUGGAUUUUAGUCUUCUUCGCCUGGUUAUCUUGUCAACCCACUUGAGUGACCUCAAAGAGCUAACGCAUGAUUUCUUGUACGAGACUUAUAGAACUGAAAGAUUGUCGAAAGUUGCUGGUGUUCAGAGCUCCGACGGUGGGGAAGACGAUUAUAAUGGUGGUCAGUUUAACGCAACCGUCCCGAGUUUGCUGAAUCUAGCUCAAAUACAACGCGGCUUAGAUCUGACAUCGGUUCACUCUAACGAUUACAACAAGACCACCACGUUAGACGAAGACAUGCCUCUGCCUAAGCUCAAAGACACUAGUCUGUUUACGCUGCUGACCCUGACUGUGCUGAUGGACAACCCUUUAGCGCCAUCUGCUCAAAUACCUAAACUGGCAUCACAACAAGGAUUCAAACGCUUAUCAAUCGGGCCUCAGCGCAAUCAAUUGAGACAAAUUUCGGAAACAGUUCCUUAUGUCAUUCGACAUGAACGUAUUUUAGAGCGACAGCAGAAACUUGAGGAGAUGGAAAUGGCACUGGCGAAGGAAUUGGCAGCGCGUGCUGCUGCAUUGGAACAAAAAGCGGCAAUGUUAAAAGCGAAGGAGAAGCUUUUACUAAAACAGUUGGAAAAAGAACGCCAUCGUGAAAAACCCUUACCCGAGCCGGUCCAUGAAUCACAUUUUGAGGAUGCUUCAGAAGACUUUGAUCAAACACACGUGUCACAUCAAAAUCUGACGCAUGAGUAUUAG